This is a messenger RNA of Brassicogethes aeneus, 786 nucleotides long. NCBI's taxonomy places the organism in Eukaryota, Metazoa, Arthropoda, Insecta, Coleoptera, Nitidulidae. The record is from the annotation of a GenBank genome assembly.
AUGGCUCAAGAAGUACCUAGUCCAUCACGAGCUACAAUGUAUUUCUGCCCAGAAUGCAAGAAAUCAAUCAAAAAGCUACCCCAACUACAAAACAAGGUACAAAAGACUGAGGAAGAGUUAAAAGAAACUAAAGAGCAAGGUGAUACAACAGUAAAGAACCUGGAAGAACUUAAGAUUGAAGUAGACUCACUUAAAGGUUCGGUGGAGCAAAUCAGAAAGGAAAAUGAUGAAAUUCGGAAGGAAAUAACACUAAAGAAGCUUGAAAUGAAAGUAGAGACAAUUAAAACACCAGAAGUAACCAACAUUGAGCCAGCAUUAUUUGAAUUAGAGGAAAGACGGCGCAGAGCAACCAAUGUUUUAAUAUUUAGCGUUGAAGAGUCUGGAAAAGAUAAUAUGCAAGAAAAAGCAAAAGAAGACCAGGGAAAAGUCGCAGGGCUAUUUUCAAAAAUGAACCUUAGACUACCUGAAAUGGCUAAAGUAUACAGACUUGCAAAGGAGAGAGCUGACAGGAAAAGACCUCUUAAAGUAAUCCUGCCAACAAAAGAGGAAGCGUUGAGUGCACUCAAAUACAGAAAAGUACUCGAAGAAAAUCAAACCGGGAUUUACAUAAAGAGUGACCAAACAGAAGUCCAAAGGAAAUUCUUAAAAAAAUUACUGGCAGAGCUAGAAAAACUUAAGGCAGAAGAAACCUGGUUAAAAGAAAGCAUGAGCGAUAGCUUGAUUCACAUAGAGGCACAUACCGCGAAGACCGCCAAAAUCAAAAAGGAGGUGGUGUAUGUAUCCUAG